Cucumis sativus (cucumber) is the source of this 1709-nucleotide messenger RNA. RefSeq lists its product as uncharacterized. Bases 263 to 1468 code for a protein of 401 amino acids. NCBI's taxonomy places the organism in Eukaryota, Viridiplantae, Streptophyta, Magnoliopsida, Cucurbitales, Cucurbitaceae. The record is from RefSeq and is a predicted model, not a curated record. The transcript has 15 exons. Gene Ontology annotation, molecular function: protein binding.
ACAAUGUGAAUGGUGGGCACCGCAAAUAUUCCUUGUGGCCGCUACAGCCCCAAUCGAUGGUGAAAUCAUAAUGUAACCGUAGCAACGUUGUAUGGGCUCCCGAAUUUAACAGCCCGAGGAGAGAAAAUGGGACCGAGACUAUCUUGCUUUAAGAUAAAAUUAGCUUGAUACACCCUCCGUUUGCUUCUUUUUGUAACAUUGCCUCAGAAUUCCACUAGUCUGAUUCUCACUCCGCCCGUUUUUACUGUUACCUGACCCCAAAAUGUUCGCUACGGUGGUUCCUCGAUUCUCAAUUCUCCUAAUGCAGAGCCGCUCCGAUUCUAACCCUCGCCGUGGUUUUGGAAACAAGGAAGACAAUAAAGCUGACAAAGCCGGCAGCUCGGGCAAGGAGAAGGGUAGGGUGUAUCAACCAAGGAAACCCAUUCCAAAACAAUCUAGUACAGUACCCACACGUAAGUGUAACUCAUUUUCCUUUGGAUUAUGUGUAGAGGCACCUGCUGUGAGUUUCCGUAAUGAUGGAAAUUCUUAUAACAAAUCUUUGGACCUUCAAUUCGAAGAGCGACUUGAAGCAGUUAAAAGAUCAGCACUUGAAAAGAAAAAGGCAGACAUUAAAAAAGAAUUUGGAGCAAUUGACUAUGAUGCACCGGUGGAAUCGGAAGAGAAAACAAUUGGACUUGGUACCAAGGUUGGAAUAGGUGUCGCUGUUUUGGUCUUUGGCUUUGUUUUUGCGCUCGGAGACUUUCUGCCCUCUGGAAGUACCGGUCCUGUUAAGGAUUCUGUGGUGGAAAAUAUCAAACUAUCGAGAGAAGAAGAAAGUAAUCUUAAGAAUAUGCUCAAAGAAUACGAGGUUACACUUCGUAGCAACCCAAAAGAUCCAACUGCUUUGGAAGGUGCGGCAGUUACCUCAGCUGAAUUAGGUGAAUAUGCACAAGCAGCCUCUUUGCUUGAAGACUUGAUAAAGGAGAAGUCGGAUGAUUCUGACAUUUUCCGCUUGCUUGGGGAAGUAAAAUAUAAGCUUAAAGAUUAUGAUGGGAGUGUUGCGGCUUACAAGAGUGCCACAAAGUUAUUUGAAGAUGUCAAUUUUGAGGUUCUACGUGGCCUUACAAAUUCACUACUUGCUGCCGGGAAACCAGAUGAGGCUGUUCAAUUCCUUUUGGACUAUCGGGACAAUCUUAACAAUGUAAAAUUAGGAGAGGGCAAGGAAAUGGAAACAAAAUUAUCGAUUGAUCCUGUACAAGUUGACUUACUGCUUGGAAAAUCGUACUCAGAUUGGGGACAUGUUAGUGAUGCUGUAUCUGUUUAUGAUCAGCUUAUCUCCAGCCACCCUAAUGACUUCCGUGGUUACUUAGCUAAGGGAAUUAUUCUAAAGGAAAAUGGUAGGUCUGGAGAUGCUGAGAGGAUGUUCAUCCAAGCCCGAUUCUUUGCUCCUGAGAAUGCCAAGAUGCUUGUAGAUCGGUAUUCUAGAUGACCUUAGCAUCUCCUACAUUACGUUUAUAGUUUGUAUACACAAUUAUCAUUUAUCACCAUAAGUUUUGGUUCUACGAUGUGAAAAUCUGAAACGCAGAAUGUGCGUUUUGCUGAUGUACAAAAGAAAUUUGUAAAAAAGUUGUAUUUCAUGUAUAUAAUACAUAUAUGUAUGUGUCUAUAUAUUAAUGUUUGGAUUAAAAUCACUAUUCAUCAAAGUAACAAUUCUUGAACUUUUAAAGGAA